UCAUUGCUCCUCUGCCAAGUCGCUUCUACGGUUCUCUACGGCGGCAGAGGGACUCCUUCGAACGCCUUCUCCCGACGAUUGCAGAAGAGAAGGACUCGAAGAAGAGGGUUCUGGAUUUGUUUGGGAGGCGAAGCGCUUCCAGAUAUCCGUUGGAAUGGCGACGACUCAGCCAGCACCGAGCUUAAUCGGAAAGAUGUUAUUUUUGUUGGAGUUCGAUUCGAGUUCUUGCGGUUCGAUAAGCAGUCUACGAGAGCAUUAGCAGUCUGUAUCCCCUUUCCGAAAUCUAUGAUUCGCAUGAUUUAUCAUCUUCCUGAGACUUUCAUACAUGAUGGCCUGAUUCCAAAGGGGCAACAUUCUGAGACUCUAGGGAGCCGCUGGAACCUUCAAUUAUUGAUGCUGAACAGAAACCUGUCAGCAUGGAGAACUUGAAUGAGCAGCCACCUUCAGCUGAAGUCGAGAAAAAUGUUUCACCUGAUUCAAGUGCCAUUGAUCAUUCGAGAGAUGCUCUGGGUCAGUUGGUUUCUCCAAAUGCAGUCGGAGACCUCAGUGCUUCAUUUCCUGGCUACAUUAUGUAUAGCCCUCAGACACAAAUGUACUAUUAUGGAGGGUAUGAGAAUCCAACAGGUGAGUUCGAAGAAUACACUCAUCACUUUAACACUGAAGGCAUGGAAGUUGGAUCAGCUGUUGCCUACAGUGAGAACCAUCCACUGGCAUACUAUACUAAACAUGGAUGCAGUCCACAUAUACCUUAUGGACCCUAUUAUCCAGUUACAAUGCCUCUUUAUUCUAAUGGUGGAGACGUUCUGUAUUACGCCCCUCAUCAUUUCUCAUUCUCGGGCACUCAAUGCCAGCAGACAGCUCAUCCUAGCAUGCCACAUCUAUCGUCUUCAGCUCCAAUAUCACAAAUUGAUUUUACAGCACCAGUUGAUCAAGAAGGAGCUCUUCUUGCUGAUACUGCUAAUUCAAACAGCACUUGUUUUGGACCAAGACCUGGCUAUCACUUAUCAUAUGGCUCCUAUGGUAGAGAUUGGAGGAUUUUUCCAGAUGGAACAUUUUCUGUGUCACCUUCGCCAUCAUCAGCUGUCUCCAUCAGACUGGGACGACAAAUACCAUCGUGUGGCUUUGGAUCAUUUGUCAACUCUUACAACAGAUGGUACCACAAUAGUGGGCUUCAUCAUGAUAGUACUUUUGGAGUGUCCUAUCCCAGGGUAGGGAGUAAUGGCCGGAGCUUGAUAGCUGCCGGCAAAAUCACUAAGCAAGAAAGGGGAAAUGCUCCAUUUGGUCGUUCUAAUGGCACUCUCGAGUUUCUCAGUGAGCAAAACCGAGGGCCACGGGCCGAUGGAUCAAAGAAUCGAGCGAACCAACAGCUUUCAGUAAAUGAGAGUGUUGGUGUCAGUUGCUCUCGAGGAGUUGAUCGUAAACUGUACAAUACCCUGGACUUUGGUACAGACUACAAGGAUGCCAGGUUUUUCAUAAUCAAAUCUUACAGCAAGGACAAUGUUCACAAGAGCAUUAAAUAUGGUGUUUGGGCCAGCACAUCCAAUGGGAACAGAAAGUUAAAUUCUGCUUAUGUAGAAAUGAGGGAGCAAGAACAUUCCUACCCUAUUUUCUUAUUUUUCUCGGUGAAUGCAAGUGGACAUUUUUGUGGUGUGGCUGAGAUGAUUGGGCCUGUUGAUUUUGAAAAAAGUGUGGAUUAUUGGAACGAGGACAAGUGGACCGGUCAAUGCCCAGUCAAGUGGCAUAUUGUGAAAGAUGUUCCCAACACUAUGUUUCGGCAUAUUAUUCUUGAGAAAAAUGACAAUAAGCCUGUAACCAACAGCAGGGACACCCAGGAGGUUAAACUGGAGCAGGGUCUGGAGAUGCUAGGCAUUUUCAACAAGCAUGAGUACGAGGAAUCAAUCCUUGACGACUUUGAGUUCUACGAGGAGCGGGAAACUGCCCUUAGACAAAGGAAGGCUUGUGAGCAUCCGACCCCGACCAACUCCAUCAGCCAGAUCUCAAAUAGCUUUUCUCAGGCUGUCCGGUUUUGAAGAAGAAACAUGCAAUGUCGGAAAGCCAGGACAGUAUUUCUGACAAAAAGGAUGAAGAUGAAGAUCUAUUGUUGGAUCGUUGCAUCACCUGUUGUUGGCAGGAUGUAACUAUGGUUUUGCUGGAGCAGUUGUGCAGUGUGGCAGUCUUUUAGUAAUUUCAGGCUUUAUCGACCUUAGGCCUGUGAUUAUUUGUCUCAACCCCAACUUGCUAUGUUCUCGGUGCUUGCUUUAGUUUCCUUGUAUUCAGUCCUAAGCAGAACUACAGUUUUAUAGAAGAUUCUGUGAAGUUUCUUGGUUGAGCCCUAUAUAAAUCUCUGAUCCCAUCUA
This is a messenger RNA of Musa acuminata AAA Group (dessert banana), 2357 nucleotides long. Its product is annotated as YTH domain-containing protein ECT2. Gene Ontology annotation, biological process: mRNA destabilization. Gene Ontology annotation, molecular function: mRNA binding. The transcript is spliced from 11 exons. Gene Ontology annotation, cellular component: cytoplasm. Bases 417 to 2030 code for a protein of 537 amino acids. The record is from RefSeq and is a predicted model, not a curated record. NCBI's taxonomy places the organism in Eukaryota, Viridiplantae, Streptophyta, Magnoliopsida, Zingiberales, Musaceae.